This is a messenger RNA of Sitodiplosis mosellana (orange wheat blossom midge), 4186 nucleotides long. It is a transcript of the gene Dh31-R, whose product is annotated as calcitonin gene-related peptide type 1 receptor. Bases 2089 to 3336 code for a protein of 415 amino acids. Gene Ontology annotation, molecular function: calcitonin receptor activity. Gene Ontology annotation, biological process: adenylate cyclase-modulating G protein-coupled receptor signaling pathway; cell surface receptor signaling pathway. Gene Ontology annotation, cellular component: plasma membrane. Lineage: Eukaryota; Metazoa; Arthropoda; Insecta; Diptera; Cecidomyiidae. The transcript has 12 exons. The record is from RefSeq and is a predicted model, not a curated record.
CAAAAAAAAAGUAUCGCUGCUCAUUAUUUCGGCAAACAGUUGAUUCGCGAAAUUCGUUCAAAGAGAUUCGUGUCUGUAAUUUCACAGCAUUUAUUAAAUAGUGCAACAAGUCAAUAAAUCUAUCGCAUUUCCCCAGUUGAAUUCAAUCCAUUUUGUGAUCUAUUUAUUUAUACAUUUCCACGAUCCGUGAUCAUUCAACGCAAAGAAGAAAAAAAACACCGAAUUCAUAGUGUGAAUCCAUCAACGAAUGCCGGAAUAUAUAAGCACACCGGUGCUCUCGGUUAACCAUUAUCAAGUGUGUGUGGUUUGAACGAAGAUUUGACAAACUAUAAUUGAAUUCAUCGAUAACGAACGGGGAAAAUAUUAUACUGAACAAAGUGAAACGGCAAUCAAGUUGAAAGUGCGAUUCAAUAUUCCAUCGCAAUAGAGUUACACCAUCGUUGUCGUCGUCGUCGGUGCUGUUGCUACUGCUGUUGCUGCUGUCGCCGAAUGGGAUGUAAUGUUGCGUUACAUUUAAAUUUGUUUUCGAUUCUGUGUCAGUUCCGAGAGCUGCAAGAGUUACGUUAUGGAGCCCGUUGCUAACACGCUCUUAUCCAACACGCAUCAAACCAACACACAGCACACACAGCACCGACUUUUAUUGUCUAACUAAGCGUUGCAACGGCAACUUGCUUGAGGAAUCAAACAACAGAGCACAGAGCUAGACAAUGUACCGAGUACGAGCACAACCAAAUUCAGUAUGUAUUAACGUGCGAUACAGAGCGGUCGUAUCGAUGGUUUUAUCCAUUUUAUUUUUCUGUUUCUCUGUUGUGUUCCCCGGUGAAAACAUACAACGAUCGAAACCGCCGUUUCGUUCGUUCGUUCGACACGACAAUCUUUUGAAAACUGAAAAAAUCAACCGAAAAAAUCAUUCACACUGUAACAGGCCAAAAAGUUUCUUUUUCUUCAAGAGUAAAAUCUUUCUUCUAUUUGCAAUGUUUUUUGUUUGACUUUCAUUAUUUUCCGCUCUUUUUUUUCUCUUCUAUUCAUUCGUUGUUCGUUUCUGAAGAAGUUUAGUUUAAAAGUGUUGGAUGAAAGAGUAUUAAGGAGGGAAAACACCGAUUGAAUUUCAUGAAAAUGUGAAUAACUCCCAAAGAGAAUUGAGUACGCGGUCGAAUUCAAUGUUUAUUUUUUUCAAGUUCAAAUUACGGACUUUUUGCCUGACUUUUAUUUAGUUGUUUAUUUGUGGAAAAGUGCCAAAGAGCUUCCGAACGAUAACAACCGUGAAUUUGUAGUGUGAAGAGAGAGAAAAAAACCUGUAAAUAAUCAAAAGUGUCAGAAAUGAAAAUAAACAAAAUAAAUUACAGAAUUUAAAACCAACUUUUCUUUAUCUAUUAUUUAAAACACAAAUACACAUUUUUGACAGAAAAAAAAAUCAACUUUUGCGAUAAAAAAAAAUUCAGUUGGCAUGGAAGAAUAAAAAUUGGUGGAUUGCCACUUGAGGCAUGAAAAUUUGAUUAAAGUGUUUUUUUAAAUAUUGAAAAUACAACAAAAAAUCGACAACAAUAAAACAAACGUUGGAAACAAACGAUUCCGAGAAAGUCAACCAAAGGCCUAUUGUUCUGGUGUGCAUAUAGUAAAAAAAAAAGUAUAUGGAAAAUUGAAUGGCUGCCUUUAAUGUAGACGUCAAAUGUGCAAUUGGCAGUAGUUCCCCGCUGGUGUUUCAGGUAAUCGAACUGGAGUCGUCAUCUGUAAUAAAUGAUUCACAUCGCACUUGAUUGCAUCCAUGUUCUGACAUAUGUGUAUUUCAAAUCGCACAUGGGCAACGAAUUUAGUGUCCAUUGAAUGAGAAACGAUACAUACGUGUGCAACGAUCAACUAGGCAUUAUAUAUAUAUAUAUAUAUAUAUUAUAUGACUGUGGUGUUAAAAUAAAAACGUGAGAGACAGAAAGCAUUUUCAAAUUGAUUUACAACGGUGCAAGACACAUAGCUUCAUAUAGGAGUUAAUAAAAAGGGAAAGAAGCAAAACGCACGUUAGGAACAAAACUCGAUCCUCUUCACCGUAUACACGGUCACAAGCCAAGAAGAAAACACAAAAAGGAACCAGUUAUGGUGACAACCGAUGAGCCGAACCAAGAAUGGUUCCACCAAAAGGAGCUGGAAUGCCAGGAUAAACUAAGCAAAACGAACGCAACUUUCGAAGCGGGUAGAUUCUGUCGUGGCACAUUCGAUGGAUGGCUGUGUUGGCCCGAUACACCCGCAGGAACAUCAGCGCAAGCAUCUUGUCCAGAAUUCAAAGUCGGAUUCGAUCCAUCACGAUUCGCACACAAAGAUUGUAGCCCAGAUGGUAGUUGGUUUCGACAUCCUGAUACAAAUAAAACAUGGUCCAAUUACACAACCUGCAUAAAUUUGGACGAUUUCGAGUGGCGGCGACAAGUAAAUUUAAUUUAUGAAUUCGGAUAUUCAAUAUCAUUAUUAGCCAUACUACUUUCGUUAGCACUUCUCGGUUAUUUUCGGUCAUUAAAAUGUGCCCGAAUCACAAUACACAUGAACUUAUUCGCUUCAUUUGCCGCAAAUAAUUCGUUAUGGUUACUAUGGUAUCGGAUGGUUAUUGGCGAUCCGGAUGUGAUUCAGCAAAAUGAGACGGGUUGUGUUAUUUUGCAUUUGGUACUUCAUUACUUCCUGCUGAGCAACUAUGCUUGGAUGCUGUGCGAGGGUUUUUAUUUGCACACAGUACUCGUAUCAGCAUUUAUAUCGGAGCAUCGGUUGGUGAAAUGGUUAAUGGCAUUCGGAUGGAUUGCACCGGCAUUCAUACUACUAUCAUAUGGCACAUCUCGCGGUCUUCGUGGCACUGAAAAACAGAACAUGCACUGUUGGAUGAACGAGACACCAUAUACGAACAUACUUGUUGCACCCGUUUGUUUAUCAAUGAUGAUGAAUCUGCUGUUUCUGUGCAACAUCGUUCGCGUGCUAUUCAUGAAAUUACGAGCGCCAGCCGGGCCACAAGGUGGAGCACCAUCACGGAAUAUACUGCAAGCGUUUCGGGCGACGUUAUUGUUAGUGCCGUUAUUGGGUAUGCAGUAUGUAUUGACACCAUUCAAACCGGAACCCGGCCAUCCAUGGGAGAUCGUAUAUGAAAUUGUAUCAGCAUUUACGACAUCAUUUCAGGGGCUGUGUGUGGCGACAUUGUUUUGCUUCUUCAAUGGUGAAGUAAUUGCACAGGUAAAGCGAAAGUAUCGAACGUUUUUCUUCAGCAGUCGAGCACGUUCGAAUUCGUAUACGGCAACGCAGGUCUCAACACACAAAUUGCAGUUUGUUCGUAAUGGACCACCGGUGCCGGGGGAGGAAAAAGUUUGACUACGCGACAAGUCAUACCGAGCCCAUCGGGAUCGUGACGGUGAUGAUGGUGAUGAUGACGAUCAAAUCAAAGUAACCAUACACACAACGCCCAACUACGAUUACGAUCCAAAACGAAAUAGCCAGCCAACGAAUGAUAAGGGCAACUAUUCGAAUUGGUCAACCGAUGCCGGUGAAACGCUUGAAAUGCUCGACAUGACUCAAACCAAACUCAAUAAUCGAAAUGGACGCGGAGAGACGAAAAACGGUCAUCAUGUAAAUAAUUGCAGUGGCCCAUUUACAAACAGUACAUCAACCGAACCAAUCGAAGCUUACGAUAACCUGUAAAAUUUGCAUAAAACAAAAACAAAACAAAAUAACUUUUAAUUACACACUAUAUAGGUGAAAUGACUGUAGGCUAUUCGCCGCCACCACCACUUGCACUCGACAGUCUGAAUUAUAUUGAACUUAUUUUAAGGUUAAACACAUACUGUCACCACACUGAUACAUAUGCCGUUUCCAUACACGUCGACAAAGUGAUAUUUGAUAUAUGGUUCGUUUGAAACGAACGCACAUUCUACCAUAUCCAAUUGCGAUCGGAUUCGGAUCUAUCACUGUGUGACACUGUUGACAAUGAACAACAACACACAAAAUCGAAUAUAUGCUCUAAAACAGCACAAAUACAUCCUCAACCUAUGUAUUAAGCAUAACAAUUUUAACAUUCAGAACAAAAAAGAAACUGUUUCAUUUGCGUCACAAAAAAAAACAAACAAACAGUUUUGUAUUAUUUAAGUGUUUUACAAAUUUAGAAGAAGAAGAAAAAAAGAAAAUCAAAUGAAAACAAUGUGUGUUUAAUCGACAUCUCUUCAAA